AUGGUUCAUGACGAAACACAGGAAACCAGCUGGAGACAUCCACUAUUGGAGAAAGUGUGGAAGGAGCUUAAAGCUUGUGAUUCCAUCAAGUAUGCUGCUUACCGAACAGCUGUCAAGAUCCGAUUGCUUCAGAAAGCUCUUCACUAUCGACAUGGACUACGACCUGGAGAAGCUGAAACAUUACUUGAAGUCCAACAGAUUGAUGCCCUUGUCCAUGACAUCUUUUAUACAUUGAAGGCAAAAGAGGAGGAGCAGGGAAAGAUCAGCACAACAUGGACUGCUUGUGCUGAACUCACACUCAAUCUUCUGUUUCAGAUCUAUGACAGCCUUGUAUGCUGCAUCUUACAAUGCAUUAUUACAGACCUAUUUCGACAAGUAUCUGAUCACAACAACUGCCUGUCAAGGAAGAAACUUGCUCAACUCAUCAAGGAAUUGGGCCUAAUCACGGAGUACCUUGAAGAAGGGAAUGUUUUUGGCAUUCAACGCAUUCCAGCUACAGUUGAUUCUUCAUUCAACCAGAGGACAAGUAAGGAGGCAAUCAGAGCAACGCUGAAGAAGCUAUGCAACCAGCUUCGCUUGUUCCGUUCUUGUCGACCUGAUCCAGAACGGAAUCCACGCUUCCUUCCAAUUGAGACCCUCACCAGAAUCCCAUCUGAUCUGAUGGAGGUUUUGGAGAUGUCCCCCAUUCAACUGGUUCCACCACCCCCCCUGUCUAAUACAGGAAGGAGAUCUCCUAGUUAUGAAUCAUGUUCAAGCAGUGGUGUUGUAGCAGAUGAGGUACCAGACUCUCCCCCUGCUCCUCCAUUGUCAACGCCUGCAAAUGUAAAUGAGAGGGUGCCCCAGGGGCCACAGAAGAUACAGCUGCAAGAAAUUCUGCUUCACCUUGAGAUGGAGAAUCGGAAACUUCAAGAAGAGAUUGAAAGAAUCAGGAUGAAGAAUGGGUCAAAGGGAGAAGAUAAAGAAGAUGUUCUUAAGGAAUGUUCUUGUCAACUCGAUGCUCAACUUGCUCGUCUAAAGAUGCUUCUCCAGGGUUACCUCAAGCAACUGAACACUGGUACUGAUAGUGUAGAUGGGAAACAGGAAAGAUGUGGAAUGGGGCGGUUGGAGAGCACUCCAGCUCUCCUCCAAUUACCUGUCUCUCGGAAAAGCCUUCCAUACAGCCCCAUUGGACUAUCUGAUACACAGCAGGGAAUACCCGCAAACUCUUUGCAGCCACGGAAAGCAAACAGUCCUGAGAACUGGACUCAGUAUUGCUGGGAUGAUUUGACAUCAUGCUUGGCAACUCUGCCUUCUGGCUCCAAGUAUCUUUUCCAAGAUCCAUUUAACAUCCCACAUGAAGAGGAUACAAAACGCCUCAGUGACAUCAACAAGGAAUUGGAAGACAUUCUUCGCCAGCUUGAUACGAUCUUCCAGAAAAGCAUGUCAAACGAGCCAUACAAGUUGCGCUGCACGUUGAGGGGCCAUUCAAUGGAUGUACGAUCAGUGGCAGUCAUUCAUCACCCCAGUGAAGCUAUCAUCACAGGAUCUCGGGACAAAACUGCAAGAUUGUGGACUCCCGACAAGAAUAGGAAAGGAGGAUUUGAGGCAGUGCAGUGUUAUACUUCCCAUGAGCAGUAUGUAUCGUGUGUGUGUGCUAUGCCUCCUGAUGAGAAGUAUCCCGAGGGUCUUAUCGUCACUGGCAGCAAUGACAAAAUCAUUAGAGGAUUUUCUCCCAAUCACCCUGACCCAGUCUUCACCCUAAGAGGCCAUGAAGGAAAUGUUCUUUACCAGCUGGAAAUGUAUGUAUCGUGUGUGUGUGCUUUGCCUCCUGAUGAGAAGUAUCCUGAGGGUCUUAUCAUCACUGGCAGCAAUGACAAAAUCAUUAGAGGAUUUUCUCCCAAUCACCCUGACCCAGUCUUCACCCUAAGAGGCCAUGAAGGAAAUGUUUGUUCGCUGGCAGCUGGGCGGUUCUGUACCUUAGUGAGCGGUUCUUGGGAUUGCAGUGCAAGGGUAUGGCAAAAUGAAAUCUGUAUGGCUACCCUGGAUGGGCAUAGUGCAGCAGUAUGGGCUGUAGCCAUUGUUCCAGGCUCUCAGAUCAUCCUUACUGCCUCUGCUGAUAAAACUAUUAAAAUUUGGCAGGGAGACAAAUGCCAACACAACUGCCUUGGCCAUACAGACUGUGUGAGAGCCCUAGCAGUCCUGUCACCAUCUGAAUUUGUAUCAUGCUCUAAUGAUGCCUCCAUCAAGAAGUGGAACAUCAGUGGGGAGUGCCUGGCCUCCCUCUAUGGGCAUUCAAAUUUCAUCUAUAGUGUCUCAGUGUUGCCCAAUGGGAUUGAUUUGGUGAGUUCUGGAGAAGAUAGAACUGUGAGGGUGUGGAAUGGUACUGAAUGUGAGCAGACCAUCUUCUUGCCUGCUCAUUCAAUUUGGGGUGUGGCAGUUUUGGCCAAUGGAGAUAUUGUUGCUGGCUGCAGACCAAUACAAUAUAAAAAGAAAAGUAUAUCAACUCCAGAAUUUAAUUUCUUCCUCAACUCCAAAAGUGAUGGAACAUGUAGAGUCUUCUCACGAAACCCUGACCGCUGGGCAUCACCAGAAGAGUUGAAGGAGCUUGAAGACGAGCUUUCAGCUACACAGGUUGCAUCUAGUGGAGAGCUGGGUGGCAUGAAAGUCUCUGAGUGGAAUGAGAUUGUCAUUACCUUUCCUUUGUGUGGUUCUUUUGAUAGUCUGCCUGGAAAGGAAGUGUUAAAUGCACCAGGGAAGAAAGACGGACAGACAAAGAUGGUGAGAGAUGGAAUCAAUGUAGUCUUGUAUGCAUGGAAUAUGGCAGAAGAGACCUGGACAAAAGUGGGUGAUGUUGUUGGUGCAAACAAACCUGAGAAAACUCUCCAUGAAGGAAAGGAGUAUGACUAUGUCUUCACAGUGGAUGUGGAGGAAGGGAAGCCUCCCUUAAAACUCCCCUAUAAUAUCACUGAGGAGCCCUGGUAUGCAGCUCAAGCCUUCAUUGAAAACAACAACUUGAGCCAGCUCUAUCUUGACCAGGUUGCCAACUUCAUCAUUCAGAACACAAAGGAUAAGGCUCCGAAGCAAUAUCAAACCCCAGGAGAAGCUUUUGCAGACCCUUUUACAGGUAUAUACCAGGCACAGGUGAAGCCAGUUCAUCUUCAAGCUCCCAAGGAACUGACCCAUUCACUGGAUCAGGUCGAUAUAUUCCCAGUGAAGAAUCCCGGGCAGGUGAUGGAAUGGGCACAGGUGAAGCCAGUUCAUCUUCAAGCUCCCAAGGAACUGACCCAUUCCCUGGAUCAGGUCGAUAUAUUCCCAGUGAAGAAUCCCGGGCAGGUGAUGGAAUGGGUUAGUUUUAUUUACUUAGAGCAAGAAGUUGAUUUUCUUAUUCUAAACUCCAGUGUUUGUGAUAUAGAAAGUGGUGAAGUGCCUGAUGCUGCUCUUCUAGCCAACAAUCCCUACUUCCCUCAGAAGGACUAUGUGAGGUUUGACACUGCCAACUCAGCUGCCUUAUUGGUUUAUUCGGGUUUAAUCGGUCUGGUGGACACCUGCUUUGCACCAAAUCGGUUACGUGGACACCGAGCUGGUUCAUAG
Darwinula stevensoni is the source of this 3570-nucleotide messenger RNA. Lineage: Eukaryota; Metazoa; Arthropoda; Ostracoda; Podocopida; Darwinulidae. The record is from the annotation of a GenBank genome assembly.